This is a messenger RNA of Nicotiana tabacum (common tobacco), 396 nucleotides long. NCBI's taxonomy places the organism in Eukaryota, Viridiplantae, Streptophyta, Magnoliopsida, Solanales, Solanaceae. The record is from RefSeq and is a predicted model, not a curated record.
AUGGAAAUCAAACGUGUCCUCUCAAAAACAGUGAAUGCAACAAGAACUGAUUGGGCAAAGAAGCUCGAUGAUGCAUUGUGGGCUUACCGCCCAGCCUUCAAAACAGCAAUUGGUAUGUCACCAUACAUGUUGGUAUUUGGAAAGGCAUGUCACCUUCCAGUUGAGCUCGAACACAAAGCACUGUGUGCAUUGCGGCAGCUGAACUUAAACAUGGAGACAUCAAGCGCCAACGGAGUUAAUGGGUUUCAUGAGCUUGAGGAAUUCCGGUUCCAGGCAUUCGAGAAUAAGUUGAAGUCCCGAUGGUCAGGACUAUUCAGAGUGGUGAAAAUGUUCCCAAGUGGAGCUGUGGAGAUCGAAUCUGAAGAUGGGACGAACAAAUUCACAGUUAAUGGGUAG